GCGGGAUGCGCGCGCGCCGCCCGACAGAUACUCCGGUCGCCGGAGGCUGCGUCACACGCACAUCAGUGAAGUCCACUUCACUAUCGGCGCGCCUGCGCAAGAGCGCGCAGUUCGGCGGGACAUUCAAAAUAUUUAAUUUUUUUUUUAUUCUUUGUUUUUUUGAACUUAUUUUGUCUUGUGCCUGUACUGUACUGUGGUGUUGUUUAGUGUUGUUCCAAGAACUAGGAGAGUUGUUGGCAUGAUCGCGUAAAGAUGACGGCUUAUAACUUCAGAUCGCUGCUACUAGCAGCCAUCGUAUUAAGUAAUUGUAUAACAUGGACGGCUUCGAGACACCAUUACGCACACAAUGUUCACCAACACCGCACCAGACACAGGCGGCAAGGCGCCGGUCUAUAUCUACCUGCAUCCUACGUCAUACCCGGAGGGGAAGGGUCGGGACCCUGGGGAGACUGGGGGGAGAUCUCACCUUGCUCUAGAACCUGCGGAGGAGGCGUAGCCAGCCAAAAGAGAAUAUGUCUAGAGCCAGGACCACAGAACUCGUGUACUGGUGGCGACACGAAGUACUUCUCAUGCCAGACGCAGGACUGUCCCGCCGGCUCGGGUGACUUCAGAGCCGAGCAGUGUGCGGAGUUCGACGACAAGGAGUUCAGGGGUUUCAAGUACAAUUGGGUUCCGUACACGAAGGCCCCAAACCCUUGCGAGUUAAACUGCAUGCCCCAUGCAGAGCGGUUUUACUUCCGACACAAGCUGCAAGUGGUGGACGGCACCAGGUGUAAUGAAGACUCCUUCGACGUGUGCGUCAACGGAGUCUGCCAGCACGUGGGCUGUGACAUGAUGCUGGGCUCCAGUGCGAGGGAGGAUAAGUGUCGGGAGUGCAGAGGAAACGGCACCAACUGUCACACCAUGGAGGGAUUGUUCGACUCGCAGGAUCUCUUAAAAGGGUACAACGACAUCUUGCUGAUUCCUGAAGGCUCCACCACUAUCAUUAUUGAGGAAAUCGAACCCUCAAACAACUACUUAGCAUUAAGAGCUAAAAACGGCACGUACUACCUGAACGGCCACUACCACAUCGACUUCCCGAGGAGUAUCAUGAUCGCUGGCGCCCUCUGGACGUACGAACGCAGUCAGCAAGGUUUCCCUGCGCCUGACAAACUCCGCUGCUUAGGACCUAUCACAGAACCUCUAUAUCUCUCCCUUCUUCUUCAAGAUGUAAAUGUAGGUAUCAAAUACGAGUACAGCAUCCCCAACAACUCUACGCCUCCCACUGACAAGCAAUACAACUGGGUGCAUGAAGAGUUUACGCCGUGCAGCGCCACCUGUGGCGGCGGUUUUCAAACACGCAACGUGACAUGCAGAUCAAGGGAGGAGUUGGAGGUGGUUGACAACAACUUAUGUGACGAGGGUCUGAAACCCCCCACGAACCAGUCCUGUAAUCAAGACCCCUGCCCCGCGCAGUGGGUGGCAGGACCUUGGGGAGACUGCUCCAAGAGGUGUGGCAGCGGGGGAGUCAGGUCUCGGGAGGUCACCUGCCAGAAAGUCAUUGCUAAUGGCAUCGCAUCCAUAGUUCCGGAGAAGGAGUGCUUCGAGUUACUGGGCCCGAAACCUGAGUUAUUCCAAAAGUGUAACGAAGAUGCUCCCUGUCCCGACUGGUUCGUUGGGCACUGGAAACCGUGUGACAAACUCUGUGACGAGGGCAAGCAGACGAGACAGGUGGUGUGUCGCCAGAAGAUCAAUGGCCGCGUCACAGUGCUAGGUGACGGGAACUGUACAGACGAGAAGCCAGCGGUUGAGCAGAAGUGUAUGAUACAACCCUGCGAUGGUGUGGACUGGGUCACUUCUGACUGGUCUGGGUGCGACACCUGCUUUUCAAAAUUGAGGACACGGUCAGUAACUUGCGCGACGAAGGGACAUCAGGUCUUGAAUGAUAGUUUUUGUACGUACCAUAACCGUCCAGUGGAGCAGGAAGAGUGCGACGAGGCCAAGCUGCCACCGUGUGAGGUGCAGUGGUACGCCACACAGUGGAGCAAGUGUUCCGUUGAGUGCGGCGAUGGAGUUCAGACUAGGAAAGUGUUCUGCGGCUUGCUCAGUGACGAUAGCGUGGAAAAAGUAGAGGAUUCCAAGUGUGCUCACCUCCCGAAGUACAAUGACACCAAACCUUGCUCUGUUCCCAAAGAGAAAUGUCCCUCGCAGUGGUUCACUGGGCCUUGGUCAGAGUGCACCAAAGAAUGCGGUGGAGGGGAGCAGUUCAGACGAGUAAUGUGUCUGCGAGGGAAUGAGGAGGCCUUCGACUGUCCUGCUGAUGUUGUGCUUGACUCGACGCAGUUCUGCAACACUGGACCUUGCAAUAAAGAUGAUCUGCUGCCAGUGGACAAACUGUCUACAGUUAUUAUGGACGAUGACGAUGAUUACUGUGAUGAAGACGUGGAGAUGGAAGAGGCCGGUUUAGAUUUCGACCUGACUGAUACUACGCCUGAUCUCGCACUCAGUGACUCCCCAAUGACUAGUUACGCCGAGCAUGAAGUAUCUUUGGAUGCUGGAUCCGGAUUUUCAUCGUUAUCAACUGAUGACCUGACGACAGACGAGGGCUCUGGGUUCAGUAGCGCCUCGACAGACACAUCGUACCACACUGAAUACGAUGAUGAUGGUUCUGGUGAAACAUCUGUAAAACCAUCAGGUUCUACACUCACAACUAUAAUACCAUCUCUAGAGCCUGAUCUUGUUGCAAGCAUCUCUACAAAACUUGAAUCAUCUUCUACAAUAACUGAUUCGACGUCAAGCGAUACUGAAAGUGAGACAGGCUCUACGCCAACAGGUGUCACUGAGGAGACAUCCUCUACUGAUGAAAGCUCUACUGAUUCUACUGGGUCUACUGAAUCUACUGAAACCGGUUCCACAUCCUCCGAUGAGACUGGUGCUACAAGUUCGACUGAAGCUACCAAAGACACUGAUUCCACAGGCUCAACGGUAGAAGCAAGCAGCAACGCUACUGAAAGCGACUCUACAUCCUCAGAUGAGACUAGUGAUUCUAGUGCAACUGAAGCAACUACCAAAGAUACUACAGGAUCAACGGAAGAGGGCGAUACAUCAAGCACAGAAAGCAGUCGCUCCACUGAUGUUAAGGAAACUGGAUCUACUGAAGCAACCAGUUCAGCGGCAUCUGAAAGCACGGGCACUUCUGACACAUCAUCUAGCACUGACGAAAGUUCUACUGAAGUUUCAACGUCUAAUGAAACUGGUGUCACUACCCCUACUGGAGAAACUGAUUCCACUGUUACAGAAGAAACAAGUGGUACAGAGAACACGGGUUCUACUGAAUCUACUGUCACAGGAGAAUCUAGUUCUACUGAGUCUGAGUCUACAGAUACAUCAAGCGCUACUGAAUCUUCACCUACUGAUACAACUAGUGCUACUGAAUCCACGGUCACUGAAGAAUCGACCCCAUUAGAAUCCACUAUCACUGAACAUACAGACACAGCUGGCACAACAGAUGCAAGUGAAUUAUCUACGGACUCGGAUUCGACAGAUACUGAUAACACAACAGAUGAUCUAUCAACUACAGGCUUGACAACUACACCCGUUCCAAAGGGUUCAACGUUGACAACUCGUAAGAUGCCAGGUGACACUGAGGAAACAACUACUCCUAAAGAAUCAAGCACUGAACCGACAUCUGAGACAGGUUCUACAUCAGAAGUCGAAUCUACCACUGCUCCAGAAUUAACUACCGGAGGAUCAGAUUCAACCACGGAAGAAUCAGGAGCUACUACCGAAGAAUCAGGAUCAACAACCGUAAAAUCAGAAUCAACAACAGUAGAAUCAGGUUCGACAACUGCAGAAUCAGAAUCCACAACUGAAGAAUCAGGCUCAACAAUGACUGGUGCUGAGACCACUACCGAAGCUGUUGAAAGUAGUUCAUUGGCUGAAACGACUGCAGAAGAAGGAAGUACGGAAGUUGUAAGCAGUACAACAGGAGGAGAAACAACUGUUGAGACUACUGGAAGUAGCCUGUUAUCUGGAUCAACUGAAGAAAGUUCUACUGCCUCAGGAAGUGAAUCUACAGGAGAAACUACAUCUAACACUGUCUCUGGUUCAGAAACAACAACGGAAAGUAGUGAAUCGUCUACAGAACAAUCUACUACCGAGUCUAGUGAUACUGCAUCUACGGAAUCGACAGCAGAGAGCUCUACUCUAGCAGAAGGCUCGACUGGCUCAGAAACAUCUACGAUUUCAGAUCAAAGUACUACUGUUGAAUCAGGCACUGAAGAAACAACAGGACUUUCAGGACUUACCACAACUGAAGAACCUACGACGGAAGGAGUAAUUACUACCAAAUUAUCAUGGCAAGACGUCCUGAAAUCAAACAGAACGUGCAAGCCACGUAGGAAACCCAAAUGUAACAAGACGAAGUUCGGAUGCUGCCCUGACAACAAGACCGCCGCUCUCGGUCCAUUUGAUGAAGGAUGUCUCAAACCACGCACUUGCAAGGAAUCCCGUCAUGGUUGUUGUCCUGAUGGUGUGUCCCCGAAACUGGGCGCGACUGACGAAGGCUGUCCCGUGGAGCCCUGCGCAGACACGCUGUUCGGCUGCUGCCUCUCUGACAACAAAACCGCGGCUCAAGGCAACGACCAAGAGGGAUGUCCUCCACCACCGCCAGCAUGUGCAUCGUCUAAGUUUGGAUGUUGUGCUGACAACGAGACCGAAGCCACUGGACCCAAAAAGGCAGGAUGCCCUGAAACCGAAACUUCAACUACUGGAGCUGGUACAGAUGUUACAACUGAAUCUGUUGAAACGGGAGAUGAAAGCACGACCGGAGCAGACACCACGGCGGCAGGUACUACGGAGCUCGGUGGUACUACCCUGGAACUGUGUAGUAGCUUCGAGUUUGGAUGCUGCGCUGAUAACCAGACUGAAGCCAAAGGACCCGACGGUCAAGGAUGUCCAUGCAACGCUACUGAGUUUGGCUGCUGUCCUGAUGGUGUGUCCCCAGCUAAAGGAACAGGCAAUGAAGGUUGCCCAGGUCCCUGCAGCACGUCACCGCACGGUUGCUGCCAGGACAAUAAGACCCCUGCCCACGGACCGGACUUUGAAGGGUGCUGCUUACUGCAAGCAUUUGGAUGCUGCCCAGAUAACCGCAAGCCUGCCGAAGGACCACAUCUUGAAGGAUGUGGGUGUCAAUACUCGCUUCACGGAUGCUGCCCUGACAACGUUACCAUCGCUCAGGGAGCAGACAACCAGGGCUGUGGCUGCCAGUAUACGCAGUACGGCUGCUGUCCAGACAGACAUACAGCUGCCUCUGGCCCUGACAACGAAGGCUGUGGCUGCAGCACGUUCCAAUUCGGUUGCUGCCCUGACGGCGUCACCAUCGCCAAGGGACCUGAACAGCAAGGCUGUCACUGCCAUUACUCCUUGUUUGGCUGCUGCGGAGACGGCGAGACCCCGGCGACUGGCCCUGACUCUGCAGGCUGCGACUGCUCCACCAGUAAAUACGGCUGCUGCCCUGAUGGAAUUACUUUGGCAGCUGGUCCUAAGUUCCUUGGGUGCACUGAUGUACCUGAGAAUAAACAAGCUGCCUGCAGCCUGCCGACAGACCCAGGCUCGUGUCAUAACUUUACGGCGAUGUGGUACUUCGACAUGACGUACGGAGGCUGUUCCCGAUUCUGGUACGGAGGCUGUGAGGGCAAUGGUAACCGCUUCGCCACGAAGGAGGACUGUGAGGACGUGUGUGUACAGCCCUCACCUAAAGACGCAUGCAACCUUCCUAGCGUAAAGGGCGCUUGUGACGGUAGCUAUGAGCACUGGCACUACAAUAGCACACGCGAGCAGUGUGUUCCAUUCCUGUACGGAGGUUGUCUCGGCAACGCCAACAACUUCGAGUCCAGGGAGCUCUGCCAGAAACAGUGUGAGCCUAAGGCGGUUGAAGGGCAAUGCGACCUGCCAAUCGAGCAAGGCUCGUGUGCCGGCAACUUCAGCCGCUGGGGCUUCAACCCUGACACCCGCAGCUGCGAGCAGUUCAUAUGGGGAGGCUGUGAGGGCAACGCCAACAGGUUCAGUACCGAGGCCGCUUGUCAAAUGCGCUGCAACCCGCCAGGGUCACAACCACCUCAGUGCGCAGAGCCACAAGAAGCAGGCUCUUGUGACAAUAAGGAAGCUCUCUGGUCCUUCAGUGUGUCAGAGAACCGCUGCGUACCAUUCUACUACAGUGGAUGUGGAGGCAACAACAACAGGUUCCCGUCCAGGGAGGCUUGUGAACAAACCUGUCCUGCCGCUUACGUGCCCGAUAAGUGUACGCUGCCCGCCGAGACCGGUCAAUGCUCGAACUACAGGGAGAGAUGGUUCUUUGACACAACAUUUAAGAGAUGUCGUCAAUUCUACUACGGUGGUUGCGGUGGCAACGAGAACAACUUUGCCACCGAGGCGGAGUGUGAAAACUCGUGCUUCGAACUUAAGACCACCACUACGACCACCACCACCACAACGGCCAGACCUGCAGAACCUCAGCCACAACCAGGACCUCAAGUACCAUCGAGAUCUGAUUUCUGUUUUCUGGAGAUCGACGCUGGCCCUUGUAACGACAUGCAAACUCGAUUCGCGUAUGACAGCAAGCUGGGUCGCUGCGUCACCUUCCAAUAUGGAGGCUGUGCCGGCAACCAGAACAACUUCCCAGACUUGGAGUACUGCACAUUCUACUGCCAUCCUAUACAGGACAUCUGCCAACUGCCAAUGCUGGCUGGGCCAUGCGACGACUCACAGAUGCGCUGGUUCUACGACCCCAGCUCCGACACCUGCAGCCAGUUCACCUACGGAGGCUGCGAAGGCAAUGAGAACAGAUUCGAGACCCGUGAGGCUUGUGAGAGCAGAUGUAAGACCGGACCAGUGCCGGCAGCCACCACACCGUCGACCACAGUGGCAGUAGGCUCAAGAUUCGGAGAAGAUUUCGCAUUAGCAUGCAAGGUAACAGACUCGCUUGAGGAGUGCCAGCAAGGAGGUCUGGUGUGGUACUAUGACCCAGAGCAACGGGAGUGCGUGUCCCACUCCAACCGGGAGUCGGGCGCUGUCUGCAGGCACACUGGCACCUUUACCUCACAGGAGGCUUGCGAGAGGUCCUGCGGAGCGUUCAGAGGAGUUGAUGUGUGCAAGCAAAGUGUGGACCCAGGUCCAUGCCAGUCAUACAUGACGAAGGUGUACUUCGACACGGCCUCAGGUCAGUGCCGUGAGUUCAGCUAUGGUGGAUGUCUGGGUGGCGCCAACCGUUUCUCCACCAUCGAAGAAUGCAACCAAGUCUGCGAGACUGCAGUUCCUGAUCCAUGCGUACUCCCGCCUGAGACCGGAACCUGUAGCGACUACAUAGUGCAAUGGUACUACGACCCAGCUCGAGACCAAUGUAACCAAUUCGCGUUCACCGGCUGCGGCGGUAACACUAACAGAUUUGAGACCCGACGCGAUUGUGAGUCUCGAUGCAAGCGGCCUGAACCACGCACCACUACCACUGAAGCCCCACAACCGCUACCGCAAGCAGAACCAGAAUGCAAGACCCCAAGUUCGCUGGAACCAUGCGGCAAUAACGUGACAGUGUUCUACUACGACGCGGAAAGGAGGCAGUGCCUCGUCAGCGGCUUCGGAGGUUGUGGACAUCCAAACUCCUACAGUACGGAGGAAGAAUGUGAGAGGAACUGCGGUGCCUUCCGCGGACAAGAUGUGUGUGGCGCUCCUCUGGACCCGGGUCCAUGCCGCGCCUCCAUCCCCAAGAUCUACUGGGAUGAGAUAUCUGGCUCCUGUCAGCCAUACGCGUACGGCGGCUGCAAUGGCGGACCCAACCGGUUCUCCAACGUCGAAGAGUGCGAGAGCGUCUGUGGAGGCACCGGACCUGAUCAGAACCAAAUUGCAGUUCCGGACUGCACAGCUGCCCAGCAACAGUGUGAAGCACUGGACUGCCAGUACGGAGUUGCCAGAUUCAUGCAAGAUGGAUGUGAGAGGUGUGAAUGUAGUGACGACCCAUGCGUCAGAGCGAACUGCUCGUCCAACGAGCGCUGCGUGGCCGUGGCCGUCAGGAACCCAGCCUACCAGGAGCCGCAAUAUUCUGCCACCUGUGUUGAAGAGACGAACGAGGUAGACGACUGCGAGGAGUACGCGGCGAACUGUUCGAGGCUGCGCUGCGAGUACAACAUCCAGCGCACGCGCAUGCCGAAUGGAUGCGAGAAGUGUUCCUGCGUGCAGCUCGAGGUCGACUGCCAGCCGCUGCUGCACGAGUGCGAGACCAUCAAGUGUAACUACGGCAUCCAGAAGUCCAUCGGAGCUGAUGGAUGUCAGAGAUGCAGCUGCAAGGAAUACCCGUGUGCGAAGAAGACGUGUCCCCCCGGCGACCGGUGCGUGGUCAUACCAUACAACGACGGUCUCGAUUUAGUCACGAAGUACACAGCAGAUUGCAGGACUGUAACGAAACCUGGAUUCUGCCCGACGGAAGAAACGACUACGAACGAGGUGACGUGUCGCCACGAGUGCUACGAUGACGCCGACUGCCGCGGAGUGGGCAAGUGCUGCAGGCGCGGCUGCAGCGACCUCUGUCUGGUGCCCGUUGAACAGACGUCCCCGCCUCCUGUCUUCAACGCUACGUUGCCGCCUGAUGUACCAGCGCCACCACAGGCGUUGCCCCAGCAGGAGCCCCAGGUGGCAGCUUCGGAAGGUGGUAAAGCCACCCUGCGCUGUCUGUUCCAUGGCAACCCACCGCCCAAGAUCACGUGGAAAUAUGGAGAGCUUACUAUUGACGGUAACGCUGGCCGCUACAGGUUGAUGUCGGACGGCGCGCUGGAGAUCGUGUCUCUAUACCGCAACGAUUCCGGCGUUUACAUCUGUGUGGCCGACAAUGGCCUUGGAAUAGCCACGCAGGAGAUACACCUGGUCGUCAAUGAUCCUGUGAGGGCGCCUGUUGGAAUUGCUGGAGAUGAGAAUGCCGUGGUCACCGGGGAGUUGGGCAGCCCGCUCACAGUGCGGUGCCUGGCGUACGGGUACCCGCCGCCCACCGUAUUCUGGUACAGAGGCUAUGAUGGAACGAUGGUGCCAUACAAUGACGCUGUAUUCGAAGCUAGAGGCAAUGUGCUCCUCAUCAGAAGUCUGGCUAUCGAAACUCUUGGACAGUACACGUGCCAAGCGUACAAUGGAGAAGGCAAGGCGGCGUCUUGGGUGGUCAAUGUACGUGCGUACAGACCUGAAGGACUUUUCAUUGAAAAUGACAUGUUAGUGCCGCGCGGCACGCCGGCACCCAUGCCUAGGACUCCGCCUCCUACCACCAAGGAGCUAACCACUACCACGACCACUACCGAAGCACGCAUACCUGUGUACACCGUGCCGGUGAGCGCGCACGUGUCGUCUAGGUACUCUACGUUGAACGUCGGCACAAACCUGGAGCUCACUUGCGAAGUGGACGGAUUCCCGGCCCCCGAUGUCUAUUGGACGAAGGACGGCGUCCGUCUUCAGCCCAACGACAGCAUCCUUAUUACUGGUAGCGAGGUGGUGUCCCGGCUGACAGUGCAGCGGGUGAAGGUCUCGGACAGCGGACUAUACGCGUGCCACGCCAGCAACCUGUACACCUCGCAGACUGACACUGCGCAGGUGAACGUGCAGCAGCUACUGGUACCAGCUAAGUGUACGGACAAUCCAUUCUUCGCUAACUGCGAUCUGAUCGUGCGCAGCAAGUUCUGCAGGCACAAGUAUUAUUCCAAGUUCUGUUGUAAGUCGUGCGUGGAGGCAGGUCAGCUCGACCCUCAGGAGGCAGAGCUUCAAGCAGACCAGCCCUUGAAGAAGAAGUAGACGGCUUCAGAGCACCAUAUCUAGUAUAAGUGUAGCCAGACGCGACCGACAGUGAUGUUAGGAUAGUAAUAAUACUCAAACACUACUUAAAUAUGUAAAGUUAAGUUUAAAUAGUUAAUGAAUGAGACGCUGCCGUCGACGCAAACAUGAUUGCCUCAACAGUUAGUUAUGCUAACUGCUAAGGUAAUUAGUUGUUUAUUAUCUCGUUACCCGCUCUCCUGUCGGUCGCUAGUCCUGGGCAAACUCGUUAUUGUUUCAUGUGCCAUAAAUGUAAUAGAAUAUUACUGGUGUAAGCGCCCCACGGUGCUCCACAGUGCGCAUGUACGAGACACGCAAUCAUACCAAUAGAUUUAAUGUAGAUAGAUAUUACUUGAAACAAAACUUUUUUUUAUGUAAAUAAAUAUUUUUUAUUAUGUCACAAACUCCAUCUGUGAUGGAAUAUUUUGAGUAAUUUUACAAUUUCUACACUUAGUUAGUCAGAAAGAAUAUUAUAGUGAAUAAAUUAUUUAUGUAAUAAGUUGUCUAAUAAAGUGAAUGUUUAGCUCGUAGGGUGGCUACUUGACAGUCAUAAUAAUUCGUAUAAGUGGAAUACUUUUCUAUAAUUGUGACGAUGUAAAUAGAUGGACAAUAAAAAACGUAUUAGCAAAAUGUUUUGUUUAAUUAUAUUACCGGUCGUCAGAAUUAAAUACAAAGCUGAAUAUAUGGUAUAAGUAUAGACAGGGUGAGGGGAGGCUCGUUGGAUCCCAGCGACAUAUAGAACAAGGCAAGCUUAGUCUCGAACACAACACAAUAUAAUCUAAAUAAAUUACAAUUUAUCAUAAAUAUACCCGGGCAGAUGCAAAAUGAACAAAAAAACAUUGCGAUAACAUAAAUUUUUAUUUACAUUCCGAAAUUCACAAUCAAAUGUAACAAUAAAGUUCCUACGUCCAACUUACCUGUCAAUGAAAGUACAGUGAGAAACACACAAGUCUACUGGUGAUUUAACUAUAUACACACAUACAUUCACAAAACUUCGUCACCCCACCGACCCCGACACUGCUCGAAGAGGUGGCUAGGCCUGUACAUAAUUUACUACCAAACGAGUUAUACAAUUUCUCCUUCGCAUAGUUCAGCCGCCUCCGACUACUCUUAUAGAGCAUACAGCGAUACAUAUCAUUAUAUAUAUUCUUAGAAUACAAAAAUUAAAACAAUAAGUUAUAUACAUCAAAUUAUAAUUUCAUGUACACGUGUCGCGACGGCAGUGCGUCGCGAUGUCUUCGGCCCGUACGUCUACUCCUGCUUAAAUAUCUUACCGGGCGCCGAGCGGGCCCAUUUUAGUAUCACAAUGUGUGUUAAACUAAACGGAGGUCCCACUAACUCCUAAACGCCUACUAAAAAAACUAUAAAAACCGAAAUCUUCUACUACAAAAUAAAAAGAAAAUCGUUUAAGAACAAUAAACUCGCUAGAAACGUACGGCGAGCGUACGCAGGGUGACCGGCAGCAGUGGCAGCUUCCUACUUGUACUUUCAUUGCGCACUCGCGCGCCGUCAGCCGAUUCAGUCCAAGACCUGCGACACGAUCUUCUCCAUGUCGUGGUCGAUCUCGUCGUUGCUGGGCGGCGCCGGCGCCGCGGGCGCGGGCUCGGGCGCCGCGGGCAGCUGGAACGGCUCGUCCAGCUCCUCCAGCCCCGCCGGCACCGCCAGCUUGCCCAGCUCCUCCUGCAGCUUCACGUAGUGCCG
This is a messenger RNA of Spodoptera exigua (beet armyworm), 11520 nucleotides long. The record is from the annotation of a GenBank genome assembly. NCBI's taxonomy places the organism in Eukaryota, Metazoa, Arthropoda, Insecta, Lepidoptera, Noctuidae.